AUGACAUUCACUUCUGAUAAAUUAGCAAAAGCUUUUAAUUGCAAAGGAAAAGUGCAAGUUGAACAACUCUGUAAUAACUGGAGUUUUAAUAAGACCAUCAGAAUUAAUAGACCAAUAACAGAGUUUGGACUGCUGGAUGCUAUAAAACCGUUAUCAUUAAAUGAACCAGCGGCUGAUGAUGUGCCUUCUACGCUUAAUUUAGACGAACAAGGAAAACAAAAAGACGAUUCAGAUCACAGUUUUCUAGACGAUAUGAAUUCAGACGAGUUAGAUGAAUUGGAAAGAAGUUGUAUGGAAAUUUAUACGUUGCACAAGAAUGUUGAAUCAGUAAUCGAAGAAGUUGUUAAUGACGUUGAUGCAACGAACGAUAUUGUAAACGAAUCGGACUAA
Messenger RNA from Didymodactylos carnosus, 390 nucleotides. NCBI's taxonomy places the organism in Eukaryota, Metazoa, Rotifera, Eurotatoria, Philodinida, Philodinidae. The record is from the annotation of a GenBank genome assembly.